Mizuhopecten yessoensis (Yesso scallop) is the source of this 3997-nucleotide messenger RNA. Its product is annotated as nuclear protein MDM1-like. Gene Ontology annotation, molecular function: microtubule binding. The record is from RefSeq and is a predicted model, not a curated record. Lineage: Eukaryota; Metazoa; Mollusca; Bivalvia; Pectinida; Pectinidae. Gene Ontology annotation, biological process: negative regulation of centriole replication. Bases 110 to 2440 code for a protein of 776 amino acids. The transcript is spliced from 16 exons.
UACGACGCUGUUAUGGCGGACAGGGUGCACUAGAUCCAGUGGUUGUUAGAACGUUUUUGCUGUUUGUAGAUUAUUUUACCAAUAUACGGAUAAAUAACCAACUAGCAAGAUGCCUGUACACUUCAAGGGCAAUUCUGAAUAUAAUGUCCACUACCAGUGGUUUGAUUCUUACAAAAGCAAGAGUUUCCACCCGACAGCAGAACAGGCAAAACCAAAAGCAGGCCUUUCCUCAGUGAACCUAGGUUUAAAUAGUGUGCCUAGUGAACCACCCAUGCAGAGGAAGAAGAGGCUAGAUGGACCCAUGACAAGCAUCAGCACUAACUUUCACCAGGAGCCGGAGUCGCCUGCGAGUGCCGAAUAUGCUCUUCUGGGUGCUAAUGAUAAGUUUGUGGAAAACGUGAAGUACAAGGCCAGGUCUCGGGGUGCCUCUCCCCCCAAACAGCAAAAGCUGGCCCAGAGAAAGAAUGAGAAAGAAAACAGACUAGAAACCUCUAAACCUAAGCCAGCUCCUAUGGUAAAUACCGAGAUGUACCGAAAACCUACGAAAAAGGAAUCUAAACCUACUGCCCCACCUAAACCCGAGGAGAGUCCCAAAGUGACCACACCUAUGGCUCCCAGGGGGAUGAAGAGCAUGCCCCCUUUACAGCUUAAAAGUGAGCUGGAGGCCCCGAAAAUGUCGACAAAGAGCCCUGUCAAAUCUAGAGCAAAGACAAUAAACUCCAAUGAUGUGAACAGGCAGGAGUCUGUAAGUAAACUUCCCCUGAAGGACAAGAUGAUCAGUAACAUGAACGAGUCCGUACAGACCAACAUGGACAAGGGUGUAGCUCUGUCUGCUCCAGAGGCCCCCGCUGAGUACGCCCUGAAGUACAAGGCAGGUGUGGCCCCACCGCGUCCUAAAAGGAAGGUAUCGGAGUACCAAAAGUCCUUUGACUGGAAGGUGGGGGGUAAGGCGUCGCCUCUCCUAGCAGCUGAGCAGAUCGUAUACAACAGUAACCCAGCAGUGGCCCCGUUCAGGAAGGAUGUCAUCCCUAAGAAGAGUGAAUAUGAUGUUCAGUUCCAAAACUGGAAGCUGAAUGAGUGUGAGGACAAGCCUGUUCAGGCAGCAGGAAAGUCGUCAAAGAAACGGUCAAAGGUGAAAAGGAGUAAAAGUGUUGGAGCCCUGUCCCCAGACAAGAUGGAAGCCGCUGGAUCAGGUCCAAUCAUUACCUCAGACAAUAAACGUCUCACAAAAGAGACCCCUGAUGUAGAGGUUCGGCGACGCCCACCCAUCCCUCAGGGUCAGCUCAGGCGUACUAGAAGUGAAUAUUGCAACAACUACAAGGCCCCCAGUAGCUUUGACUAUGUCAAGGGAGCAUGGAGAGGUGCCAACCCCCCACACUUACAGGCACCCGAGCCGGAGGAUCAGUCGGCUAAUGCAACAGGGCCAAGUCUGUCUAACUGGUUUGCCGAGGUAAUAGAGCUAAGGAGGAAGGCCCAGGAAUACCGCAAAAGGGCACAAGGUACCCACUUCUCCCGAGAACAUGCUGUCCAGCUGUUAGCCCAACAGACGGAGGCCUGGGAUGUCCAGUCCUCUGCCCGUAGUGGACAUAGUACACUAUCAGCACUGUCCCUAGAAACAGGCUCAGCAAGAAAUGGAGCGUCUCGACGUGACUCAGCGAGAGCCACAAUGGCGUCGGAUGAACAGAUGCGGGAACAGGAUCUGGAGACAGAGGUGGUUGUCAAUAAAAUGGCCCGGCAGGACAACAACGAGGACGAGGACAGUAUUAUAACACCCAGCAGCAGCACAGUAGAGGAGACUGAUGGUGGACGGAUUCCAACUCCAAAAUGGCAACAGAAAUCAAGCAAGCGUGUCGGUGCUCGUCAUCACCUGGACCUGACUACGCCUGCUGUGGGUGGGGCCAUCCUGACGUCUCCACCUCAGAGAUCACGCCCCCAAGGCAGGAAAGCAGUGUUUAAAUCUCAGCCUAUUGCACUCCAGGAUUUCGAGGAUGAUGAUGAUGAUACACAUGUUGAGGAGGUUGUUAGACAGCCAAUAGCUGGGCAGACAUUCGCAAAGCAAAUUGAUGUGAAUCAAGGGAGGAUUGGUCCGACCCCCACUUUUGGUAUGCCUUCCCGUGACACCCAUUACCUACGGGACGACCAGGUGUCAUGUGACCAGCCUUUACAAACCAGCUAUGUACACAGCCCACUCAAGAACCAAGUAAAUAAACAUAUCCCGCCUCCGGGGGUCAAUAUCCCCAGCACCAUUAACGAGGGGUUUGGCUGUACCUACAAUCAGCCCCAUUCGUUGUAUAAACAGGCCGAGGAUGUAGAUGAUGAUGUACUGUCCGUGUCUGCCCGAUCUGUAGCCUCCAGUUGCUCUCUAGCCUCAGAGACACUUGAACGUGCCAGGAAACGCAAGGAGGAAUUCUGGGGGAAGCCGCGAGUGGCAGCUAACUGAGGAGAACUAGACAGAUGCACAGUUUCUAAAUCAACCAGUAGUACUAGAUAGGUCCUGCUGAUGACCUGGCUAUAAUUUUAUAGAGAAUCUCGCUUUCUGUUUUCAUAUAUCUUUAAGUGUUUGAAUAUGUCUAGAAAACUUGAUAUUGUGUAAAUGACAUUUUAUACAAUUUUUUAUAUGAAAUGUAUAGAUAUGUUAUACAAAUAUUUAUGUUGAGUUUUAUAUCAUGAUUCCGUCCAGAAAUUAGACUUUUAGAAAGGUUGUUUUAUGAUUGAACGUAUGUACAUGCUUAUCAACUGGUAAGUUCAAUCUUGGACUAUAUUUUCAUUAAUUAAUUUUGUAUCUUAAUCUACAGAAUGUGGUUAAACAUUGAGGAAGAUUUAUUUUUAUUGCCUGAAUUCAACUUUUACAACUUCAUUUAUAUAUAAUUCCAAAUGCAUGGAAAACAAUAAUUGAUUGAUUUUUUUUUGUUCAUCAUUUUUAAAAGAAGUGUCUUGAACCAACAAAUAUUGUCUUUCAUCUACUUACUGGAUUGUUGUUCACACCAAAAAUUGUAAAAAAAAAAUAUACUCGAAACAACGUUUCCCAUAUUGUAAAAGGACCAAUAUCUCUGCUAGUAUGUGUGAUAUACUUGGUUUAAUUUUACUUUUUAUGAGGCAGCAUUACAGAGCCACUGAAACAUCUAUUUAUGUUUGUACUGCUCAAUUAUCUGCCACAAAAUAUUGUAGUUAUGCAUGUAUGUUAAAUUAUUGUUUAAUCUAUACAAGGCUUUAUCAGGAAUAUUUGAUACAGAAAAGUCAACUAAUUUCACUUCUGCUUAUAUUAUCUGUGAAAAGGGAAAAACAUUAAUUGAUUUUAUUAAUAUUUAAUGCAGAAGCACAUAACUUUUAUCAGAAUAAAUAUUUAGUGUUAUGUGAAAGCUAACUUAAUGAAGAGUUCAUUGUGUAUUUAUAAAUUAAAGAUUUCUGGUGAGGUGAAUGUGGCAAUAUGGACCUGAGAAAAUAAAAUUGUUUAUCAGGUCCAUUUAACCAAAUAUGCACUUAAAGUCCUUGAUUGUUAUAAUAGAUGCUAAAUAAUGUUUUAAUCAUUAGACAAGAUGGAAAGUAUAAAAAAUUGUGUGAAGGAAAGGUCUGCAUUUGUCGGAGAGCAUUGUGAUCUAAUGUCAUAAAGUGAAUAUUGAGUCAAUAUCACAAGUCACUGACCGCCACAUGCUUAUGAUCUUACCAAUAAGGAUGUAGGAAAAUUGUGUGUCAUCUUAGGUUGUCUAGUAUGUAUAUUGUCAACUAUGGACACUGUCUAGUACGGACUCAGCUAGUCUGGACACUGUCUAGUACGGACUUGGCUAGUCUGGACACUGUCUAGUAUGUAUAUUGUCAACUAUGGACACUGUCUAGUACAGACUCAGCUAGUCUGGGCACUGUCUAGUAUGUAUAUUGUCAACUAUGGACACUGUCUAGUCUGGACUUGGCUAGUCUGGACACUGUCUAAUACAGACUCGGCUAGUCUGGACACUGUCUAGUAUGUAUAUUGUCAACUAUGGACACUGUCUAGUCUGGC